GUAGUGAAAUAAAUACUAAUAAGAAAUCUUUUACUAUGUCUGCUUCAGUCAAUAAUAUAAAUAGGUUAACACCAGGAGACGUGCCCGGAAAGGAUAUUUUGGACAAGGGUUUUAUUAAAGUAUUUGCGCCAUUUCGUAUUAUGCAGACAAUAUUAGGAUCGUGUCGGGUGAACAUACGCGACCAAGUAGUGACCGCUCCAACCGUCGUUCAAAAGAUCUACACAAUCGCAUUGCUUAUUGCAUCGACUUUUCUUGGCAAAUCGUUGAUUGAAACCUAUUCAAAAAAAAUUUUCACCGAACUCCAAUUGACCUACAUAUAUCUUAUAGGUUUAUCUAGCCUCCAUUUCACGUUCUCUCUAAGCGUACUGCAUUGUAGGUUUAUCAACAACCAGGGAAAUGUUGAAUUGUACCAAAAAAUGCAGACUAUCGAUCGAAUUAUGAAAAUAAACUGGUCAAACGAUGGUAAAUUAAGAAUGAGCCAUUACAAGCUUAACCGCACCGCAGUAUUGUCGUUGUUGUCAGUCUUUAGUGCAUUGAUCUGCAUCACUAUCUACUUGACCCACGGAAUCAUCGGAGUCCAUGAGAUACUUGGCAACAACUGGACUGUCGUUUCUUUCGUUUUCGAAAUGGGUUGCUGCUCUAGUCACAUACAAUUUUUCAUUGAUCGAAUUAAUCGUGUUAAUUCGAUCAUUUCCAACCAUUUGAAGUCGGAGCAAAUCGGAGGAAGGACAUUACUUGUACAAUCCAUUAAUCUUAGCAAUAAGCGCCAGGAUUUUGAAUCGAGCGCGACAGACAUAUAUAUAAACGAGAUUUUUUCUACAUUUAUUUCCUUUCAAAAUCAAUAUCGGUUUCAGAAAGCUUUGAUACUGGACUUCUUGAUCACGGCCACAAUGACUGCUUUAAACCUCUGUAUGCUUCUCUUGCUCAGCAUCCGCAGCGAAAUGUUUCUACGUGAAGUCAACAAAACAAAAAAGCUCUCGAACUGUAUUCUGGCUCGUUAUUUAGACGGGCCAUUGCGAAUCAAAGCUAAGAAAAUGCUGAAGAUAAUAGAACGAGACCCUCCCCGCUUCUGCGUUUACAAUAUGUGGUACAUGGACGCGCGCCUCUUGCUCAACAUUUUCGCCAUUAUAACAAAUGCGUUUGUCAUUAUCCUACAAUUUUCAUUUACGUGAAGUA
Cydia amplana is the source of this 1176-nucleotide messenger RNA. RefSeq lists its product as uncharacterized. Bases 36 to 1172 code for a protein of 378 amino acids. Gene Ontology annotation, cellular component: membrane. Lineage: Eukaryota; Metazoa; Arthropoda; Insecta; Lepidoptera; Tortricidae. The record is from RefSeq and is a predicted model, not a curated record. Gene Ontology annotation, biological process: sensory perception of taste. The transcript has 3 exons.